Molecule: messenger RNA, 1924 nt
Organism: Eufriesea mexicana
Lineage: Eukaryota; Metazoa; Arthropoda; Insecta; Hymenoptera; Apidae
Gene: wmd
Product: serine-threonine kinase receptor-associated protein wmd
Exons: 5
Coding region: 158-1153 (331 amino acids)
Biological process (GO): spliceosomal snRNP assembly
Cellular component (GO): SMN complex
Molecular function (GO): protein binding; RNA binding
Source: RefSeq, a predicted model, not a curated record
AGAUGGUGACGGUUCGUUGGAACUUGAUUUAUAGAUAGUCGAAAGUUCACAGGGAGUGUAGAAGUAGAUUUGUGUGUAAAUUUCUUCUUCGCGCCCUACCGGGUGUAGGUGCAUCGAAGAAAAGGGAAAGUAUUACCGUCCCGGAUUUGAAUUACACAUGAUGGCGAAUCUGAGACAAACUCCGCUGACGUGUAGUGGACAUACUAGACCAGUGGUGCAUCUUGCAUUCUCCGAUAUCACUGAAUCUGGAUAUUAUUUGAUUUCGGCUUGCAAAGAUGGCAAUCCUAUGUUACGACAAGGUGAUACUGGAGAUUGGAUUGGAACAUUUGAAGGACACAAAGGAGCAGUAUGGGGUGUCGCAUUAAACCCACAAGCUACACGAGCUGCUUCUGGUGCUGCAGACUUUAAUGCUAAAGUUUGGGAUGCUAUUAAAGGGGAAGAAAUUCAUUCAUUUCAACAUAAACAUAUUGUAAAAUCUGUAAACUUUAGCACAGAUUCAAAUCAUUUAUGCACCGGUUCUAAUGAGAAACUUGUAAGAAUCUAUGAUCUUAACAAACCCGAAGCAGUACCACAGGUUUUCUCAGGUCAUAAAAAUUAUAUCAGGCAUGUUACCUUCUUCAAUAAUAACACAGCAUUGAUUACUUGUGGCGAUGAUAAAACAUUGAGAGUUUGGGACAGAAAUAGUGGCCAAGAAGUAAAGAGGUUAGAUUUUCCAGCAAUCCCAAAUUCCAUGGAAGUAUCAAGGGAUGGAAAUAUUAUUACUACAACUCAUUCCAAUAUAGUCACUUUCUGGAAUAGCAGAGAAUUAACUAAAUUACGUGAGUACACUGCGCCAACACAAAUGAAUAGUGCCAGUUUGCACCCAGAUCGUAGUAUUUUUGUAUGUGGAGGAGAAGACUUAAAAAUGUAUAAGUUUGACUAUGCUACAGGUGCAGAAAUUGAAUCAUUCAAAGGGCACUUUGGACCUGUGCAUUGCGUACGUUUCUCACCAGAUGGUGAAUUAUAUGCUAGUGGUUCAGAAGAUGGUACCUUGAGAUUAUGGCAAACAACUGUUGGUAAAACUUAUGGUCUCUGGCGAUGUAUAGAACAAGCACCUGCAAUACAAGAAACUGCUGCUGUGCUUAAUAAUAAACAAGAAGUUCCUGCCAGUUAAAAAUCUAACAAUUCAUAAAUAGUGUAAAGUAUUUUAACAUCCAAAAAAAAAGAAAAAAAAAAGAGAAAAAAGAAAAAACACUUUAUUAAUAGAAGUGUAUAAAUGAAACAACAAAGAACGAAUUUUCACGAUGAUUCGUAUCGAAAUUGUAUUUAAUCGGCUGAUGUGUGCAUGUCUGCCAUACGUUUUGUAAAUAUCAAAUCUUUAUGAAACAUCUUAAAUCAGCCUAUCAAUCGUGGUACUCCGGAGAAGACUAAAAAGCGGACCAACCUUCAUUGUAGUCUGAUAGAUCGUGGAAGUGUGGGACGCCGUUCACUAUUUAUUAUAAAGAAGAAAAAAAAAAAAAAAGAAACAUUAACAUUUAUUAACGUUAUACAUGUCACUAUUAUACUACAAAAUUAGAUAGAAGUGUAAUGACAAAAAGAAAGACAAUUCAGAAUUAAAUUUUGUGUUCGCAUUUGUUAUUUUCGUGUUAUAAUUACUAUACAAGUAUAAAAACGAUUUGCCUGGGACGAUGCCAGCACAACUCCUUUACAAUAUACAUAUCACUCAUCCGCCCAUUAUGAUAUCCACUUGUUUAUUUCUUUUACCUAACAAGUGUCAAUAUCAAGAAGAACCAUGACAAUUUAUUGAAGUCCUCUUUAUCCUCACACUGAGAUCACUGUACAAUAUUCCCUUCAAACUGGCAAUGACAGCUUUAUACAAAGGCACAUCGUGUACUGACCUCUUUACACUUUCGUUAUUCAAGUACAUCUUCUCUUGUGAAUUAAA